UUCCAAGAAUGGUUUCUCGAUUCUCCUCUCGGAAUCUUUUUUACCCACCUUGCUCAAAAAGCCAAAAACAAAAAAACCGAGAAAAUUCCCCUUCCAAAUCCAUAAGUCUCCUAUUUAUAGCAAGAAUCAAACCCUAAAAAUACCCAAAUCACCGACUACCCAUCUCUUAAAAUCAGGCCGACACUCCUUGAAGCCUUGCUCAAUUGGAUCUACUCUUUCCCGGCCCCCCGGACUACAACUUGGGCCUUGAUAUGCAAGAACCGACCUCAUAUCAACAUUGAUAAGAGGUCAAAUUCGUCGAAGAACAGAAAGAAUGCAGGCUGCAGAUCAGGAACUCAUCUGGGAGUUGAACAAGUUCGGAAUUUUGAAGUUUUGCCACUAUUCGCACGUAGUUGCCACUACCAUCACCAUUCGACAGAUCAAGCCUUGUUCUCAUCGAUUCAACUAUCGACUCGCCGCCGGUGACCACGAAUUCGAAAUUAAAGAUGGAGAGAGAAAUCGAAAUGGAGAGGGGAAAUCAAAUAUGAGAAGGAUUGAGGGAGAAAGAGUGAAAGGUGAGAAUUUGGUGGAGAUGAAAGGAAUCGGAAGCCAUGGAAGACAGUGAUGAUGACCAGAGAAGGAAAGAAUAUCGCUGCCGGCGACGAAUGGUUGAAGCAGACGGAGGAGGAAUCUGUGCCGGGAGAGAGAUUGAAUAAUUCUUCUGUUUUUUUUUUUUAGCAAUAAAAUGGGUAUCUAAUGGGAGAAACGAAGAGUUUUGGGGAGUUUGGGUUGGACUUUGGAUUAAAGGAUUAUGGGCCGCUUGAGAUGGGUUUGAGGUGUAAACGGGCUGAGCUCCAAGGUCAUGAAUUUUGUAAUUUGACCUUGAAGUUUGAAUUCCUUCCAUUGAGUCCCUUUCUUGAAUUUCUCUUUUCAAUCCCUUCACAAUUUUUUUUUUUUGGUGCACGCAAAACUCGAAACGAAAUAAAAUAAAUUAGUUAAA
Messenger RNA from Rubroshorea leprosula, 979 nucleotides. The record is from the annotation of a GenBank genome assembly. NCBI's taxonomy places the organism in Eukaryota, Viridiplantae, Streptophyta, Magnoliopsida, Malvales, Dipterocarpaceae.